UGGACAAUAUUUAAGAGACAGUGAGCUCUCCAUUAGGUACUAUCAUAAACCUCAUUUUGUAUAGAAAUGGAAGAAUACUAUGACCUCGGCGACUAUCGCCGCUCAAUCACCAUCUCAUCUCCACAGGCUCAGACCUGGUUCAACCGCGGCCUCGUCUGGUCCUACUCAUUCAACCAUGAAGAAGGAAAGCGCUGCUUUAUUCGAGCCACAGAGGCCGAUCCAAACUGCGCCAUGGCAUUCUGGGGUAUCGCCUACGCUAUCGGUCCGAAUUACAACAAGGCGUGGUCCCGAUUUGACCGGCAAGAUCUCAAAGCCAGUAUCGAGACAGCCACUUCCGCGUUGAGUCGUGCUGCUGAACUAGCAGAACAGGCGACUCCUGUUGAGAAAGCUAUCAUCAAAGCACUCUCUGCGAGGUUCCCGGUAGGAAACAUACCGGAUGAUCUAGGAGUAUUGAAUCUGGCCUACGCCGAUGCCCUUCGUCCGGUAUACCAGGCCUAUCCGAAUGACCUAGAAGUCAUCACGCUCUUCGUCGAAGCACUAAUGUGCAUCAGUCCUCGAGCACUUUGGAGUCUAGAAACCGGAAAGCCAACCGGCCCUCACACUGUUGAAGCCCGUGAGAUUCUCGAGUCCGCAAUGGCAAAGCAUACAGAUGGCCCGGAGAAUCCAGCCUUUCCCCAUCUGUAUAUCCAUCUCAUGGAGAUGUCACCAUUCGCGGAACUGGCACUACCCGGCGCUGAUCGGUUACGUCGUCUUGUUCCCGAUGGCUCGCAUAUGCUGCACAUGCCCACGCAUAUCGACAUUGCAUGCGGCGAUUACCGCCGUGCAGUCGACUCCAACCAUGAAGCCAUGGUGUCUGACGACAAGUACUUUGCGAGGGAGACAGGAUCGGUGAUUUACACCAUGUAUCGUGCGCAUAACGUCUACGCGAAGACGUACGCAGCCAUCAUGUCCGGUCGAUCCAAGGAUGCCAUCUGCGCUGCAAAGAAGCUGUGGGAUAUUGUUGACGUGCCAUUACUGUCCAUCCGCAGUCCCCCAAUGGCCGACUGGGUAGAAAGCUUCCUGGGUGCAUUGCCACAUGCGCUAGUUCGGUUUGGUCGGUGGGAGGAGAUUCUCUCGCUGGAAUUGCCGACUGAUAAGGAACUGUUCUGCUCAACGACAGCUAUGAUACACUACGCGCGUGGCAUUGCAUUCAGCGUACUCGGUCGAACUGACGAGGCUGAUACAGAAUUGACCCACUUUGAAGCCGCCCGUGCUGCUGUCCCUGAAACACGUCUGAAUAGCAUUCCGACCAAGGAGAGCGACGUCCUCAACGUCGGAGGAGCCAUGCUGAAAGGCGAACUGGAAUACCGCAAGGGAAACUAUGAUAUCGCAUUCUCUUCUCUGCGAAAGGCAGUCGAAUUGGAAGAUGCACUACCAUACUCUGAUCCACAUCCCUGGAUGCAGCCCGUUCGACAUGCUCUCGGUGCGCUUCUCCUCGAACAAGGGCACGUAACCGAGGCAGAGACGGUUUACCGUGAAGACCUCGGACUGAGUAAAUCGUUUCCCCGGCGAAAGGCUCGACCAAAUAAUGUUUGGGGAUUGCAUGGGUUGUAUGAGUGUUUGGUGCGUGGUGGUAAGGAGGAGGAAGCGUUGUUGAUUCAGAUGCAGCGGGAUAUCGCGAUGGCUUGUGCUGACGUGGCUAUUGCUGCUUCCUGUUAUUGUCGACUGUCUGUGACGAAGUCGACUUGCUGCAGGGAUUAAAUUGUAUGACUAG
This is a messenger RNA of Aspergillus wentii DTO 134E9, 1753 nucleotides long. RefSeq lists its product as uncharacterized. The transcript has a single exon. NCBI's taxonomy places the organism in Eukaryota, Fungi, Ascomycota, Eurotiomycetes, Eurotiales, Aspergillaceae. Gene Ontology annotation, cellular component: intracellular anatomical structure. Bases 67 to 1740 code for a protein of 557 amino acids. The record is from RefSeq and is a predicted model, not a curated record. Gene Ontology annotation, molecular function: protein binding.